Penaeus vannamei (Pacific white shrimp) is the source of this 993-nucleotide messenger RNA. Lineage: Eukaryota; Metazoa; Arthropoda; Malacostraca; Decapoda; Penaeidae. The record is from RefSeq and is a predicted model, not a curated record.
AUGAUCAGGAGUGUCCCGGAUAAGCAGCCACUGCUCAUCGCAGGCGACUUCAAUACCCGAGUGGGAACUGACCACGACUCCUGGCCGACUUCUCUAGGCAAGUUUGGCACAGGAAACAUGAACGAGAACGGUCAACACUUGCUAGAACUCUGCUGUCAUCAUGAGCUAUGCAUCAGCAACACAUUCUUUAACACAAAACCACAGCAUCGAAGCGCUGACUGCGACACCGAUCACUCUUUGGUAUGCAGCAAGGUGAAAUUUCAGGCAAGGAGACUUCACUGCACAAAGAAGGAGGGCAGACCUCGCAUAGAUGCCAGCAAGACACGAGACCAGACCAAAGUGGAGGAGUUCCCUCACAAGCUAGAAGAAUCUUUUCUCGGACCACCCACUGCCAGUGCCCAAGAACAAUGGCAACACUUCAGAGAUUCCAUCUAUAAUGCCGUAAUGACCACCUUUGGAAAGAAGACCAGCAAUUCUGCAGACUGGUUCGAGGCCCACUCAGAAGAAAUGACACUAGUCAUAAAAGAGAAGAGGAGAGCCCUGACAGCGUACAAAGUAUGCCCAAGUGAACGGAACCUACAGGUUCUCCGCACAGCUCGCAGUAAGGUCCAGUUGUGCGCCAGGCGGUGCACAAAUGACUACUGGACUCAGCUUUGCUCCCAGAUCCAGACAGCAGCUAACACAGGCAAUGUCAGAGCGAUGUACGAUGGCAUUAAACAGGUACUGGGUCCGACACAAAAGAAAAGCGCUCCCUUGAAGUCCACUGCUGGUGAAGUCAUUCAAGACCGGGCUAAACAGAUGGAACGAUGUGUAGAGCAUUACUCCGAGUUGUAUUCAAAGGAGAAUGCGGUCACUGAAGAUGCCCUAGAUGCCAUCGAAUGCCUACCAGAGUUGGAGGAGCUCGACAGUGAGCCUACCAUAAAAGAAUUGAGUAAGGCACUGGACUCCCUCUCUGCUGGCAAAGCACCUGGAAAUGAUGGCAUUCCUGCAUGA